AUGGCGUCCCUCAACAAGGAAGAGCUCAGCAACCUCUCCUUCGUGCUCAAGAAGCCCCUCGAGGUCGCAUUCGAGGACCGCCCCAAGCCCUCCCUCGCCUCCCCCCACGAUGUCCUCGUCGCCGUCAACUACACCGGCAUCUGCGGCUCCGACGUCCACUACUGGCUCCAUGGCGCCAUCGGCCACUUCGUAGUCAAGGACCCAAUGGUCCUGGGCCACGAGUCCGCCGGCACCGUCGUCGAGGUUGGCGACGCAGUCAAGACCCUCGCCGUCGGUGACAAGGUCGCCCUCGAGCCCGGCUACCCCUGCCGCCGGUGCGCUCCCUGCCUGGCCGGCAAGUACAACCUCUGCCCCGAGAUGGCCUUCGCCGCCACGCCGCCCUACGACGGCACCCUGACCGGCCUCUGGUCCUCGCCCGCCGACUUCUGCUACAAGCUCCCCUCCGCCGUCUCCCUCCAGGAGGGCGCGCUGAUCGAGCCCCUGGCCGUGGCC
Molecule: messenger RNA, 492 nt
Organism: Clonostachys rhizophaga
Lineage: Eukaryota; Fungi; Ascomycota; Sordariomycetes; Hypocreales; Bionectriaceae
Source: the annotation of a GenBank genome assembly